AGCCAGAGCGUCAGCGUUGUACUUUCUCGAGCCAAAGCAAUGGCCAACCCAGCUUUGACCGACGAUGCCGUGAGCCCAGGCGCAGUUGCUUGGGUCUUGACCUCAACGGCAUUCGUGUUCUUGAUGACGGCAGGGCUUGGCUUCUUCUAUGGUGGCCUGGUGCGUGACACCAACAUCAUCAACACCAUGAUGAUGAGCGUGGUCUCCAUGGGAAUCGUCACAUUGACUUGGAUGGUGUUUGGCUUUUCAUGGGCCUUCGGUGACAAUGGUUCCACCGGAUUCGGCAUGUUCAUUGGCAACUUCGACUACAGUCUGUGGAUGGGUCUGGACAUGAAGAUGUGGGGCGACUCUGGUCUUCCAGGUCUUGUGUUCGCUGCCUUCCAGAUGACCUUUGCCAUCAUUUCUUCUGCAAUCAUUUCCGGCUCGUUGGUGGAGCGCAUGCGUUUCAGUGCUUACUGCAUCAUGCUUGCUCUGUGGUCCCUUCUGAUCUACGCACCUUUGUGCCACUGGGUUUGGGGCCCUGGCGGCUGGAUUGGUGAGAUGGGAGCUCUGGACUUUGCGGGUGGAACUGUGGUUCACAUCAGCUCCGGUGUGUCCGGCCUUGUUGCCGGUGGCAUCCUUGGACCACGCAGGCACGUGGAGAAGGAUUUGGGCCCUGCCAACGUCCCUUUCGUGAUCUUGGGUGGCUGCCUCCUUUGGUUCGGCUGGUUGGGAUUCAACGGCGGUUCUGCUCUGUCCGUCACAGAUGGAGUUGCAGCCCGUGCGGUGGCCACCACUUUUGUGGCUUCGGCCUCAUCCAUGCUGACAUGGCUGGCCUUUGAGCGAGUCUUGAAGGGCAAGGCUACCAGUGUCGGUGCAUCUGUUGGUGCUGUUGCAGGUUUGGUGUGCAUCACACCUGCAGCCGGAUUUGUGACACCCGGCUGGAGCAUUGCCAUCGGUGCCUUGGGAGCUCCUUGGUGUUUCGCCACUGUGGAGCUGAUGAAUCGGAUCAACUUGGUGGAUGACACUCUUGAUGCGUUCGGCCUGCAUGGUUCGGGUGGCAUUGCAGGUGCCAUCUUGACCGGCAUUUUUGCAGUGGAAGAUGGCCUCAUCUACAGCGGUAGCUUUGAGCUGCUGGGCAAGCAGAUUGCCGGUGCCAUGGCUGGCGUGGCUUUCUCUGCUGUGGGCACUGCCAUCAUUGUCGGAGUCAUGAAGCUGCUGCUGAAGCUGCGCAUUCCAGAGGACCAAGAGGCUGGUGGUGUUGAUCAGCACACUCACGGUGAGAGCUACCACAGCCCCGUGAAGCAGUACCCCAAGGCUUCAGACAUGUCCGAGCAAACCUCUGACACCGUCUGAAGUCACUCCACUUAUCAAUUUUCGCUUCUUAAACCACUCUGGCUGAAUUCGUGCCUGUUCACAAGGAUGAACAGAGUUCCGAUUUGCGUGUUUCCGCAUAGAUAGAGCAUUUCUGCAGUCCUAUCAUGUCCUAUCCUGUCCUAUCUACACUAGGACACUAGGACUGCAGAAAAGCUCUCAGCACGGGCGCUUAGCCAACUGCUUCAUUGCAAAACGAGGUUUCUCCAUACAGGUUCCCUUGGAACUAUUUGGAACAAUUUUGGAACACAUAUCAUGGUCAAAUUUGACACCCGAGAGACCUCUUAUAGAGAUUCCUGAGGACGUUUGGAGAGCGUUCGGCCGGUUGGAGACCGUUUGCCAGGGACAACUCAUGAGCCACGCUCGACGCGACGAGCCAAGAAGAGCUCUGUCGCCAAAGAAUGCCAAAGAUCAGAUCGCGCAAAUUGAAAAUA
Cladocopium goreaui is the source of this 1787-nucleotide messenger RNA. The record is from the annotation of a GenBank genome assembly. NCBI's taxonomy places the organism in Eukaryota, Dinophyceae, Suessiales, Symbiodiniaceae.